GUGUUGGUUCGGUUCGCGAAAUCCUCUGGAAUGCAGCUCUUGUGGUGGCAAAUAGUUUCCCUGCUCCUAGUACUCCAAUCCGUGGUGGAGUCUAGGGUUCGUGGCAGGCAAUAUGAUGAGGAGAAAGACACUAUUGUCGAGCUGCCCACUUUGGGCAGCAUCCAGGGAAAGAUUCUCGAAACUGCCUGGACGAAACGCGAAGUGUUACAGUUUGUGGAUGUCAGAUAUGCGGAACCUCCGACAGGACUGCAUCGGUUUAAGGCGCCUCGACCGAUUGAACCGUGGGAGGAUGUGAUGGAUGCCACUGCGGAAAAGAUUGGCUGCCCGUCGGUGGUGUCGAUGGACUCGCUCCGCAGGUUGGAUGACGUCUUAGACGUGGAGGACUGUCUGACAAUGACCAUAACCACUCCGAAUGUCACCUCACGACUGCCCGUUCUCGUUUACAUUCACGGCGAGUAUUUGUACGAGGGCAGCAACUCCGAGGCUCCGCCGGACUAUCUGCUCGAGAAGGAUGUGGUGCUGGUCACACCCCAGUACCGCCUUGGACCCUUCGGCUUUCUUUCUACGAAGACAGAUGAGAUUCCUGGCAACGCUGGCUUCCUCGAUAUUUUCCUGGCUUUGCAGUUCGUAAAGCACUUUAUCAAAUACUUCGGCGGUGACCCUUCGCGGGUCACAGUAGCUGGACAAGUGGGUGGAGCUGCUAUUGCCCACCUGCUCACGCUCUCGCCAGUUGUGCAGCGCGGCCUGUUUCAUCAGGUGAUAUAUCACUCGGGCUCAGCCAUUAUGCCCAUUUUCCUCGAGGAGGAUCCGCGAAAGCACGCUCAGGAAAUCGCUAAGAAGGCCGACUGUAAAAUGGUGACGGUACGAGAUUUGAACACCUGCCUAAUGGAGCUGACGGCCUUGGAGUUGCUCACUGCCUUUAUGGAGCACGCGCUGGAAAAAUCUGACCUUGGCAUUGGGCACACCGGCGGCAUACAGUUCACCAUCGGCGGACCCAGUGGUGUUUUGCCCAAGCAUCCGUACGAUCUGAUGCUGGAAACCAACUUUUCCUAUCCUGCAAUGGGCGGUUGUCCCAAAAAUGCCGGAUCCCGAGUGCUCAACGAGAUUGUUGACAAUGACUUUGAGGGAAAGAUACCGGAUGAUGAAUACAAUACGUACAACUACAUCGACCACGUGAUCCGACAAACGGUAGGCACCGACAAGACGAUGCUCCUCACCAGCUUCGUGACCCACGAUUUCUUUAAUCGUAAUUUGAUGGAAAACGGCACGUUCGACACUCUGAUCCCCCGGCUAAUCGAUGUUGCUGGCACUCUGAACCACAAGCUUCCUGUCCUGCUGGCUCUGAAUAUGAACAACAAGCACAAUCCGGACAACACGUUCCUCUACUCGUUCGAUUAUGCGGGCGAGUUUAAUCGUUACAAGGAAAUGGACGAGGAGACCAACUUGCAGAGUCCCUUCAAGGCGGGCGUUUCGCUCACCGACGAGGCCCUCUACCUGUUUCCCUACCCCGAGCACGUGACUCGUCUCAGUCGCCCGGAUCAGUCGAUGGCUCACCGGAUGGUGGAGCUUUGGACAAACUUUGUGAUCAGUGGUAAUCCGUUGGGAUCCGCUCGCGUCGGCUACUGGCCGCCGAUGACCACGCUCUACGGGCCAUACAUGAGGAUCGACGAUACGAUGACAAUUGGGGGUAACUACUUCACGGAGUUCUCCGCCACGUUGAGCGAUGAGGAACAGGGGCACAGUCUGAUCCGCGAAGUAUACUAUUUGCGAAGCCGCAGCCGAAAGCGAGCUCUAAACAAACGUCGAAAACAGCUGGCCAAAUCGAAUGCAAGAAGGUUGCAAAAUCCGAAACUCGGCGGGCGCAAGAGCCUAGUUAAGCGGCCAAACCGCAAUAAGAUACGUUUUUGACCAAUAUUUAAAAAAGAAUUUAUAAAACCAAAAGUUAUGAUGUAAGCGAUAAUUCAAAAAUGUAUUUAUUC
Molecule: messenger RNA, 1979 nt
Organism: Drosophila melanogaster (fruit fly)
Lineage: Eukaryota; Metazoa; Arthropoda; Insecta; Diptera; Drosophilidae
Exons: 4
Coding region: 31-1908 (625 amino acids)
Source: RefSeq, marked reviewed